This is a messenger RNA of Selaginella moellendorffii, 1065 nucleotides long. Its product is annotated as probable histone chaperone ASF1A. The record is from RefSeq and is a predicted model, not a curated record. Bases 191 to 736 code for a protein of 181 amino acids. Gene Ontology annotation, molecular function: histone binding. The transcript has 5 exons. Gene Ontology annotation, cellular component: nucleus. Gene Ontology annotation, biological process: DNA replication-dependent chromatin assembly. NCBI's taxonomy places the organism in Eukaryota, Viridiplantae, Streptophyta, Lycopodiopsida, Selaginellales, Selaginellaceae.
UUCCCGCAUUUAGAGUCCUAGGGUUCUAGUUUUAGGGUUUGGCGAUCGAUAGGGCUUCGCGUGAAGAAGGCGAGGAGGCGCGGGGAAGCGCACCGCACUGCUAGCACCAGGAGAUCUAGAGCUCUAAGAUUUAAAAUGCGCUUUCGGGAACCAAGAAUCAGUGGAUAAGCGAGACAGGAGAAAGAAAAGGAUGAGCGCGAUCAACAUCACUAAUGUUACUGUGCUGGACAAUCCGUCAAUGUUCCUCAAGCCCUUCCAGUUUGAGAUUUCUUACGAGUGUCUCAUUCCCCUCAAAGAUGAUUUGGAGUGGAAGCUCAUUUACGUAGGAUCAGCCGAAGAUGAGAAAUACGACCAAGUUCUCGAGAGUGUUCUUGUUGGCCCUGUCAACGUUGGUAAUUACCGCUUCCUCUUUCAGGCGGACCCUCCCGAGUGGACAAAAAUCCCCGAUGAAGAUAUUCUUGGAGUGACUGUGCUGCUGCUAACAUGCUCGUACCUGGGCCAGGAAUUUAUCAGAGUUGGCUAUUACGUGAGCACCGAGUACGCGGACGACAGUCUCAACUUGGAGCCGCCGGCCAAAGUUCUCAUCAACCAAGUGAGACGGACUGUUCUAGCGGAGAAGCCACGGGUCACGAAAUUCCCCAUGGCGUUUAACGCGCCACUGGCGAACGAAAAGGUGGAGGAAGACGCAAACAACACGAGCAAUGGCAGCAAUCUCCUCCCCGUGGACGCCUCUUAAUGGUCGAAGCUUGUGUUCUCCUUAAACGUAAAUGCGCAACGAAAAAAGGAAAGAAGAACGAAGGAUGCCUUCGUUGAUUUUUCUAGGCGGGAGAAACUAUUUGGCACGUCUGUGUGCUUGCGGUUUAGCAUACACUCACAAACUCUUAGCUGGCUUUUGCGUAAGUUCUUGACCCCAUUUGUCUUCUCUCUUUCGUGUUUUUUCUUUGCUUUCUCGUUCUCGUUCUUCUUGCAACAGCGCAGACUCGUGUCCAAACUCUAAACAGCAUCCUCCUCUCGACAUCUGUAAUGCUCGAGAAAACGUUGGAAUCAAGUUUCGUCGUGCUCUUU